UCGGUUGUGGAUAACAAGAUCACAGCUUGAAGCUUUACCCGUUAGAUCAAAUAUCAGGUUGCAUGUCUGAUCCCGACCAUCCAUCCUUGCCACAAUACCUGACUCCUAUCACUUUAACACACCCGCUCUCUUCUCUUCCCUCACCCGGUACGCGACCCCCACUCUCUUCCCGCACCCCGUACCCGACCUCACACACUACCCUCGCAUAAGUACCCGCCCGCACACCCUUCCUUUGUCCCUAUAUCUGACCCAAGCAAACGACCCUCAAUCCGAGCCCGACCCCAACACUCUUCCCUCACCCCGUACCCGCCCCCCACUCUUUUCCCUCACCCCCUACCCGACCUCACACACUACCCUCGCAAAAGUACCCGACCCUGCUUCUCGACACCCCAACCCCCCAAAAAGUACCCACCCGCACACCCUUCCUUGGUCCCUAUAUCCGACCCCUACACACGACCCUCAAUUCGAGCCCAAACCCAACACUCUUCCCACAACCCGUACCCGACCCCCACACUCUUCCCUCAAACCGACCCCGACCCUGCCACUCGUCCUCCACCCCUUACCCGACGGCAACACUCGUCGGUCGCCCCGUGAGUGCCCUAUCACAUCCCGUUGUGUUAAUUUCCUAGAGGCGACACACAGGUAAGCGAUACAAUCAGCGAAACGCCAUCUCAUGGUUGACUUGUCUGACUUCACCUGAAGGAACUGCGCUGCCGUAUCUACCGUCUCCCCGAGGGGCAGGGCCGCGUUACAACACACUCCGACUCUAACCUGUGAGUUCCCGUACAGGUGAAACACGAUACCCUACCAACUAGCACAAGCACACUGUUCAUUAAUACGGCGUAAAGGAUUAUUCUUGUGAGCUUCACCCAGUAACACCGUUGGACACCAAAGACACCCAGGACACAACAGGACACCACAGGACAUCACAGGACACCACAGGACACCACAGGACACCACGGUGGAUGUAUCUUAUACCCAUAUUUCGCUCAUAACACUCAGAAGUCACCCAGUACAGUGAGUUCCGUCUCCCUCCCUCGCGGGGACAGGUACAGAAGAAAGUAUGUAGUGUUUAUAAUUAUAUACUUAUACAGUUUUUGUAGAUUUUACGUGGACACACGUCCGCAUAUUACACAUUGUAACAAUUUUAUGAUUCAUAACACACUGAACGCAUGUAUUAAACCAUCCGUGUUGCCGUGGUGAUAUUCGAUGAAGAUGCGUACGUGUUUUGGCUAGAUGACGCAAUUAUUUCCCUGAAACAUGUUUAAAGCGAACACAAGCAUAUAAGAACAGUGCUAAGGAGUGCGAAGAGAAUAAAGGAUCUUAUAUUACACUGAGGCCGUUACUUGUCUAACCACACCAUGAAGGAUCGUCUACGUGUUUAUGUGUCAUGAGAUUUCACAAGUGCGUAUUUUGAGAUGGGCGAUUAACCGGGAUUUACUAUACAUGGAUGUGAAGCUUGUGUAUCUGAAUUUAACAACCUUCAUCUUUUGACAGACCGGUAUCCUAUAGAUAAAAAAUAUCUUUAUAAAAUAUGCACUUAGUCGUGUGAAAGCAUGACAAUGUGUCCUCGAUGGAGUAGACUGUUGUUACUGUUGACGGCGUUCGGCUACGGCCUUUUGGCCAAGGACGUCAUCAAGGUCGGGUUCAUCACCACCAUUGACAGCCCCGAACCCAACAAAGCCGAGGGUAGGAGGAUAGCUGGUGCCAUGGCGCAUGCCGUCAAUACCGUCAAUGACAACCCUGACAUCCUCCCCAACCACACCCUUCAGUACGUGUUCGCCGACAACAGAGAUAAUGAGUUCGUCAGCGUCAAUGAACUGACGGAACAGUGGCGGAAUGGAGCCGUCGCUUUCUUUGGACCGGAAGACUUUUGUGAAACCGAGGCUAAGGUGGCAGCGUCGUGGAAUCUUCCUGUUAUAUCCUAUAAAUGCGACGACGCAGUUGUGUCGGACAAGAAGGAGUUCCCGACGUUUGCGAGGACGCAGCCCCCGAGUUCCCACUCUGCUACUCAGGUGAUGGCGCUGAUGCGCUACUACGGAUGGAGCAAGUUCACCAUCGUUGUCGAGAAGAAUGACCUCAUGGUGCGGGCUGCCGAGAACCUCAAGUACCUUGCUGAGUUUAACAACAUGACCGUCAACGACCUCGCCAACUUCACCGGGCCCUACAGCCACUCCCACAACUUGCCGGAAAUCAGCGCAAUAGUCAUGAGGACGUAUCUCAGGACAAGGGUGUACGUCCUCUACUCCCGUAUCCCCGCCUUCAUCGACUUCGUCCGCUUCCUCAACCGCCUCGGGCUCACGGACACCGGCGAAUACGUCGUCAUCGGCAUCAGAGACGACGAAACUUACAACCCCGAAUCCAACACCGAUUUCAUAUUUAGAGAGACCGAGUACGAGUCGGAGAGAACAGUAGAAGAUGUGAUGGCGUUCCAGCCCGUCCUGCAGCUUCAGUCCCGACCCCCCACCAACCCCAACUACACCCAGUGGCAAGACGAGGUGCGGAGCUUCCUGUACCGACCCCCUAUCAACUUGCCCCCACCGCCGCCGUUACACGUGCUUCUUAACUUCAAGGUCAAGGUCACGAUUUUCGCCGCCUACUUGUAUGAUGCUGUCCUGGUAUACGCACGUGCUAUACAUGAGCUGCUCAACGAAGGGGGUGAUCCGAAAAAUGGAACUGCUGUGUUUGAAAAGAUCCGGAACAGGACUUACGAAAGUAUUGAGGGUCACCAGAUCUACAUUGACGAGAAGGGGGACGCGGAGGCCAACUACACCGUCCUGGCGUUACGGAGAAAGAACAACACCUUCGGCUUCGACCUCAAGCCCGUGGGCUGGUUCUUCAGAGACUCGUCCAAUAAAUACAUCGAGUUUGUGGAGGACCUGCCCGUGUACGGCCCGUCGUCUGUCCCCCUGGAUGAACCCCUGUGCGGGUAUGGCGGGGAGAGGUGUAAACCUGUAGAGAAUUAUGUGGGCUUCAUUGUCGGCGGAUGCCUAGGAGGCCUGUCUCUGAUUGCAGCAAUCAUCAUGCUCACUGUGUACAGGAACUGGCGGUAUGAGAUGGAGGUGGCCAGUCUCAUCUGGAAGAUCGAUCUGAAGGACAUCCAGCAGCAACCGGGGGCGGCCUUCUCCGUCCUCUCCUUCGUCAGCAACACCGCGGGUGUACUGAAGAGUCAUACAAGCCUGAGUUUCGGCCAGGAUCGUAACGAACAGAAGUUCACCAAGGCCGGCGUCUACAGGAGCACGCUGGUCGCCAUGAAGCUGGUGAAGAAGCGACAGCCGGACCUCACAAGGGAGGUAAAGCUGGAGCUCAAACAGAUGAGGGACCUACGACACGACAACAUCGUGCAGUUUAUUGGCGCAUGCGUGGAACCCAAUGAGGUGUACGUCAUCACGGAAUAUUGUUCCAAAGGAAGCCUGGAGGACAUUCUGGAGAACGACGACGUCAAACUCGACACCAUGUUCAUUGCCUCCAUCGUCGCUGACAUACUCAAGGGCAUGGUGUACCUACAUCAGAGUGACGUGGGGAGCCACGGUGACCUCAAGUCCUCCAACUGCCUCGUGGACAGUCGAUGGGUGGUCAAGAUCAGCGACUUUGGCCUCAACAAGUUCAAGAGUGGACAAGAGAUACCUUAUCACGGGGAACACGCGCACUAUAAACGUAGUCUGUGGAUGGCACCAGAACUGCUACGUCUGUCCAAGCCCCUCCGAGGGGGGACCCAAAAGGGGGACGUCUACUCCUUUGGUAUAGUCCUGUACGAGAUCCUGCUCCGAGUCGGCCCAUGGGGGGAAUGUCAUCUCACACCAAAAGAGAUAGUGGAGAAGGUUAAAGCUGGCACUGAUGAGUCUGGCAUCUACUUCCGGCCCAAUCUUUCCCGCCUUACGUGGGACUGUUACGUCAUCGAUGUCAUCAAAGAUUGCUGGGACGAGGAUCCGGAAGAGCGACCUGACUUUAAGACGGUCAGAAAGAUGCUCCGACCUAUGCAGAAAGGAAUGAAGUCCAACAUCUUCGACAACAUGAUGAUCAUCAUGGAGAGGUAUGCCAACAACCUGGAAGCUGUCGUCGCAGAGAGGACGGUGGAGUUGGCGGAGGAGAAGAAGAAGACGGACCUUUUGCUGUACAGGAUGUUGCCGAAGAGUGUAGCUGCCCAAUUGGUCCGGGGACAUCCUGUCAUUCCUGAGGCCUUCGACCUCGUCACCAUCUACUUCAGCGACAUCUGCGGCUUCACAGCGUUGUCGGCGGAGAGCACACCUUUGCAGGUGGUCGACCUGCUGAACGACCUGUACACGUUGUUUGACUCCAUCAUCAAAAACUACGACGUGUACAAGGUGGAGACGAUCGGGGACGCCUACAUGGUGGUCAGCGGACUGCCCAAUAGGAACGGGGACAACCACGCGGGGGAGAUCGCCUCUAUGUCCCUCCAUCUGCUGACCGCCAUCAAACAGUUCAAGAUGAGGCACAAACCGGACCAGGUCCUCAAACUCAGGAUAGGCCUUCAUAGUGGUCCGUGUGUCGCCGGUGUCGUGGGGCUCACCAUGCCUAGGUACUGCCUGUUCGGGGACACAGUCAACACCUCUUCCAGGAUGGAGUCUAACGGAGAAGCCCUGAGGGUCCACGUGAGUCCGACUACUAGGGCGCUAUUGGACAAGCUGGGCGGGUACUACCUGGAGGAACGGGGACUUAUCGCCAUGAAGGGUAAAGGCGAGAUAAGAACGCAUUGGCUGCUAGGCGAAGACAAGAAGGUUCGCGAAAAGCGAACCCGGAACUCAGAUGACAGCGGUGUUCACCUAGAUGCCCCAGACACCUCCGACACCCAAGACACCCCUCAGCCGCCCGAGAGCAUCGCCGCCUUCAACACCAAGUCUUUCAACCCCUGUCUCAGGCCGUCUCUCAUAUUCGAGAAGAAGAAACCCCAAUUCCAACCCCGCACUGACCUCCCAGGACAGGUCGACGGGAGUUCAAGGAGCGAGCCCCUGCCGAAAGCCGAGGCGAGCACUUCCGGUCGCAGUCAUCUAAUCACUGUCUCAGAAUAUCAACCAAAUUUCGACCAAGCUGAAAUCAAACCUGUGAACAGGCUUCUACCAAUUUUGAGGACGAAUGGUUCUAAUUCAUCUAAGGAGUCUGGUAGUCUCAAACCAAGUGGUUCCAACAAUUCCAGGGUGUCCUACCUCCUGAAAACAAACGGUUCUUCCCAUUCGUCACGCGGUACUUCGUCAGCAGACAUCGGGAGUUCAGACCGGAAGUGCACCGCGGUACCUCUGGUUCAGAUCGACAUGGGGAGAUUUAAAGAGGAGGGGUCCAUGGAUUCAAGCACGACAGGGGACACGAACUCGUCCGGAUCCAGACAGCCGAAUACAGUUAAAUUUUCUGAUGAUGACAUUCUUUGAUAACAUUUCAUUUUAAUGUUCUGUAUUUAAGGAUACUCGUGUGUGCAGGACACUUUUAGCAGAUCAGGUCCGUUAUGUGAAUGCAUGACACGUUUUAUUAAUAGCAACAUCUUUUAUUCUUUGUCAUGUUCCAGAGCUGCUUCCUCCUCCUUCACCUUAUCAUUCACCUGAUGAAGGAGCAAGAACUAACAUCAUGACAAAGAAUAAAAAAGAUGCUACCCAUAGAAAGUGCCAUGUAUUCAUGUUCUUCCAACUAAAUGCCUAACAAAGACUUGAGUCUGUUAUGGUCUGAUAAACACGUAAACUUCAUUCCAUGUUAAGGAUGUUCUAGGAUUGUAUGGAUUUUCUACAUGUUGAAUUGCAACAUGGCGUUAACCUGAGAAUGUCACUGUAGGUGUAUUCGAUGCGUUACAUUUGAUUUGUGGCUACAGCAUGACUAGAACAGAUGAGCUGACGUUACACUGUGUGUGUUACUUUGAUGGUAUGACGUUACACUGUGUGUGUUACGUUGAUGGUAUGACGUUACACUUUGUGUGUUACGUUGAUUGUAUGACGUUACACUGUGUGUCACGUUGAUGAUAUGACUUUACACUCUGUGUGUUACGUUGAUGGUAUGACGUUACACUGUGUGUCACGUUGAUGAUAUGACUUUACACUGUGUGUGUUACGUUGAUGUUAUGACGCUACACUGUGUGUUACGAUGAUGGUAUGACGUUACACUGUGUGUUACGUUGAUGAUAUGACGUUACACUGUGUCUGUUACGUUGAUGAUAUGACGUUACACUGUGUCUAUUAGGUUGUGAUAUGACGUUACACUGUGUUACGUUGGUGAUAUGACGUUACACUGUGUCUCUUUCGUUGAUGAUAUGACGUUACACUGUAAGUUACGUUGAUGAUAGGACGUUACACUGUGUGUUACGUUGAUGAUAUGACGUGGCACUGUGUUACGUUGGUUGAUAUGACGUUACACUGCCAGUUACGUUGAUGAUAUGACGUUACACUGUGUUACGUUGAUGAUAUGACGUUACAAUGUGUCAGUUACGUUGAUGAUAUGACGUUACAUUGUGCUACGUUGAUGAUGUAACGUUACACUUUGUCUGUUACGUUGAUGUUAUGACGUUACACUGUGUCUGUUACGUUGAUGAUAUGACGUUACACUGUGUCAGUUACGUUGAUGAUAUGACGUUACACUGUGUCAGUUACGUUGAUGAUAUGAUGUUACAUUGUGCUACGUUGAUGUAACGUUACACUGUGUCAGUUACGUUGAUGGUAUGACGUUACACUGUGUCAGUUACGUUGAUGAUAUGACGUUACAUUGUGCUACGUUGAUGAUGUAACGUUACACUGUGCCUGUUACGUUGAUGGUAUGACGUUUUCCACUGUGUCUGUUACGUUGAUGAUAUGACGCUACACCUGAACUGAGGUGAAUUUGCAAUGGAUGAACUGAGGUCAUGCUGCAACUGUCAAGGAAGAACUGAUAUCAUAAUGUAUUUAUUGUUACGGAAGAUCUGAGAUUAUACCACAGUAACUGUAUUUGUUACGGAUGCACUAUUUUUGUAGCGGAUACACUGUAGCCCCUCUGCACGGCAGUUGUACCACGGGGCGGCGUCAGGCACCAAACUAACGCUUACAUUUCAAUACAAUUGUGUGAGUUAUGGCUGAUGUCGGUAAGACAGGACAGACUUGCCCUACUCGCGAACACCAGGUGUCAUCAAUGGUGCAUUCAUAAUUCAUUAUUUUCACCGCUAUUUUUCCUUGUUUCGGCGGAUAAUCGAGACUGAGAUGGUUAUUCUCUGCGGUGACGUUUUAUAUUUACGAAUAUUCUGAAGUUACGUUUUACGGUAAGGGUGUAAUAUAUCGAUAAAGAAUGCAUUGUGGUUAUAUGGUGUUUGUUGCGGAUAAACUGAGAUGUAUUUGUUGCGGAUAAACUAAGACAUAUGUGUUACGGAGAAACUAAGAUAUAGAUGUGGUACGGAUGAACUGAAACAUAUAUGUGUUACGGAUAAACUGAGAUGUAGAUGCGUUGCGGAUAAUCAAAGACAUAUAUGCUACGGAUAAACCGAGACAUGUAUGUGUUGCGGAUAAACGGAGAUAUAUAUGUGUUACGGAAAAAACUGAUAUAUUUAUGUGUUAUGGACAAACUGAGAUAUUUAAGUGUUACGGAUAAACUGAGACAUAUGUGUUAUGGACAAACUGAGAUAUUUAAGUGUUACGGAUAAACUGAGAUAUUUAUGUUACGAAUAAACUGAAAUGUUGAUGUGUUAAGGUACGAUUGUUGAUUAACAAAUUGAGUUAACGUUACGAUUGUUACGGAUAAACUAAGUUCAUGUUACGUUGUGAUUGUUGUCAUAAAUAAACUGACAUAACGUUACA
Haliotis rufescens (red abalone) is the source of this 7757-nucleotide messenger RNA. RefSeq names its product guanylate cyclase 32E-like. Gene Ontology annotation, biological process: cGMP biosynthetic process; protein phosphorylation; receptor guanylyl cyclase signaling pathway. Lineage: Eukaryota; Metazoa; Mollusca; Gastropoda; Lepetellida; Haliotidae. Gene Ontology annotation, molecular function: ATP binding; guanylate cyclase activity; protein kinase activity. The record is from RefSeq and is a predicted model, not a curated record. Bases 1557 to 5384 code for a protein of 1275 amino acids. The transcript has 21 exons.